AUGCCAAGCCGGCCUGUUACAUCAUUCGAUGCAGUAGCUGACCUUUGCUCCAAGCAUUCUCAUAGAAGGAUCUAUCCGUCGAAGAGUUCUAGCAGCUCUGGCAAAGAUGAAAAGAAGGCAGAGUCCAUCACGGGGAAGUUCGACCCUUCUGCCUUGGAGAGGGGAGCGGCAGCGCUCCGAGAAUUGGACACCUCUCCGAAUGCUGCAAAGGCCUUUGAGCUCACCAAGAUGGCGGAGCAAACGAAGCAACAGGAGCUGCAGAAGGAGAUCGAGCAGCAACAGACAAUGCGCCAGCAGGCCAUGCUUCAGCGAAACCAGAUGGACGCAGAGGAGAAGAGGAAGACAAUCUCGCAUCAGCAGGAACAGGAAAGAAGGACAGCCGAGUACAAGGCCCGGUUGGACAGCGAGCUUUACCAGAACAAGCUGGAGGAUCAACAGAAGCAGAUUGAUCAACAGUUGCAGAUGCAGCACGAACAGUUCCUCCGUCAAGAGGACAUGAGAAAGCGGAAUAACCUCGAAUUGGAGGAGGAGAAGCGACGGACACUGCAAGAGCAAGCACGUCUUGACCGAGAAGCAGCCGUUGCCAGAAUCCCUGUGCACGAAAUGCCUGACAGGCAUUUGCCCAAGUCCGGUUUGCUGCUGUUGGCGACUUGCCGCAGCAUGGCUAAAGUGAUUACAGCUCCUUCCAACAGCAUCACAUUGAUCUUCUACACAAACAAGGCUACGAUGGCUUCAAAGCUAUCCACAGAGCAGCUCCAGCUCGCAAAGUGGCGCCUGGAGCAUGGUGAGACCAUACAAGGGCGACCCUUCUAUGACGAUCCUAAGUUCACAAAAUUCUGUGAAGCAGCCAAUGCAGCCGAAGCACAGUCAAAGGCAGCGAAGGAUGGUUCCGGCCGACUCUUCGGCGAAGACUUGACACCAGAGGUAGUGGAAAAAUUUCACUUCCUGUUUGUCAACUCUUCGGAAGGCGAUAAAGAGACUUUAGAGGCUUGGAAACGGUUUUGCGACAUGCUGCGUGAGACUGAGAAGAUUCUAGGUGUGAUAGAUGCACCUCUGCGUGACACAGGAGAAAGGGCAACCCAUCAUGCUGCAGAAGCUGGCCACCUUCAGAAUUUGAAGUGGCUUCACGACAACGGAGCUGACAUCAACGCAACAACAGCUCCUGCCUUCUCAUUAUCGCCGGAUGGUGAUGUGUCAUUAGGCCUCACUCCGACCCUUGUAGCGGCAUCCUUCGGCCAGACGCAGGCACUUGAGUUCCUGAAGUCUGCGGGUUGUGAUCUGAACCUUCAACGCGGAGACGGAGCGACAGCCCUGGAUCUGGCUCUGGACCAGGGUCACGCCGACACGGCAGCUUGGCUGGAAGCGAAUGGGGCCGCUCGAGGACUGAAGUGA
Symbiodinium natans is the source of this 1392-nucleotide messenger RNA. The record is from the annotation of a GenBank genome assembly. Lineage: Eukaryota; Dinophyceae; Suessiales; Symbiodiniaceae.